AUGGGAGAGAAACAAGCGGUAGAUCACACUCCCACACAAUCUCCAAAUCUCGUCACAAUUCGAUUUUUGUUUCAGUUUGUGAUGGUGGUCGCCGAAAUGCAACUCUGUCAAGUAUGCGAGAAACCUAUCUCUAGUGAAUCACAUUUUGGUAUUCAAUCUUGCAAAGCGUGUGCUGCGUUCUUCCGUAGAUAUGUCAACUCAACCAAACCUCAAAAAGAAUGCAAUUGUGGAAGGGAGAAAAAUCCAUGCAAAUAUUGCAAAUGGGAAUUAUGUGUUAAUGCUGGAAUGUUGACUUCAAAAGUUCAACACAGAAGAGACAAAAACCCACGAACAACGAGUGGGAGUUUCUUGGAAACUAGCCUCAUUCCAUUAAGAAGCAUUGAUCGUAUAGCCGACGCUCUGGGGAAUUACAAUGAAUUGGGAAGAGAAAGAAAAGUGAUUCAUGAAUCGAGUUCUACAAGCCUUGUGGACUUUUACGAGUAUACCACAAUCUCCAUGAAAGAUGCCCCAAUGUUUCGGAAACUUUUGAUGAAUACAAUACAGGAACUUGAGUAUUUGAGUGAUAUUGACAAAAAUAACCUAUUUUCCAACUUCUAUCCCAAAUGGACGCUUUUUGAGUCGGGAAUUCAAGCGUUCAAGAACUCUGAGAUUCACACUUUUUUCGCGGCUAAUGGAAAACCGGCAAAGCAAAUUUCGAAAUUCUACAGAGACUGCAUGCCAUCCAAAAAACGAAUGGACGAUAAAGAAGUUCUUCAGAUAUUUGAACCUUAUUGGAAUUCGUAUUAUGGACAUGUGGCAUAUCCCUUAUUUGAACUGAAAUUCGAUGCGAUGGAGCUGAUGGCUAUACUGAUUCUGAUGCUCCUGGAUCCGGGAUAUUCAAACAUUUCUGAAGAGUGCUCGGAGAUGUGUUACAAUAUGAGGAAUGUGAUUAGAAAACAAUUGAAAGGAUAUUAUCUAGAAAGAAACAUUCCAACAGAAAGGAUUUUCACUACAAACGAAGCAUUGUUGCUAGUGGAAAAAGCUGAUUCCUGGCUCCAAGAAGAGGUUCAAAUGUGUGGAGUUCACAGCGUGCCUGUAGAUGAAAACUUUCGACAGAUGGUCAUGACUCCAAAACUGUGA
Molecule: messenger RNA, 1119 nt
Organism: Caenorhabditis briggsae
Lineage: Eukaryota; Metazoa; Nematoda; Chromadorea; Rhabditida; Rhabditidae
Gene: Cbr-nhr-94
Product: Protein CBR-NHR-94
Exons: 5
Coding region: 1-1119 (372 amino acids)
Biological process (GO): regulation of DNA-templated transcription
Molecular function (GO): sequence-specific DNA binding; DNA-binding transcription factor activity; zinc ion binding
Source: RefSeq, a predicted model, not a curated record